Molecule: messenger RNA, 8273 nt
Organism: Hirundo rustica (Barn swallow)
Lineage: Eukaryota; Metazoa; Chordata; Aves; Passeriformes; Hirundinidae
Gene: SERINC5
Product: serine incorporator 5
Cellular component (GO): membrane
Source: RefSeq, a predicted model, not a curated record
AUGCGGCAAAGCAGUCUGCACCGGGGCUGGUGCGCUACAGCGUUAAACUUCGAUCUGAUGCCCGUAUCUGCAUAUUAAAAUGCCCUAUUCACUGAAUUUACUAGAUUCCAGCUACUCAAAAACAGGUGAGUGAGUACACUAGCAGGCACGCCAUCUCGGCAGUGUCCUUGCGAGGAGGACAGCCCGCGAGGACGGCCCCGCUCGGAUCCACCCUCCGCGCCGCGGCUGCAGCCGGCCCGGGGAGCGAGGCAGCGAGGCAGCGAGGCUCACACGCGGGCUGACGACAGCGGAAGCCGGGCGGCGGGGCCGGGCCGGGCUGGCAGCCGGGCAGAGGCGGUGCCGCUCCUCCCGCGGCGCCCCGCUUGCCCUGCCCAUCCCGGGGCGUCCCAGCCCUGCCCAUCCCGGGAGAUCCCAGCGCUGCGCGCUCCUGCCGAGAGAAGCCGCCAGGGAGUCGCGCCGCCCCGCUUGGCCAGCAUGUCCGCCCGCUGCUGCGCCGGCCAGUUGGCCUGCUGCUGCGGUACUGCUGCUUGCUCCCUGUGCUGCAAGUGCUGCCCCAAGAUAAAACAGUCAACCAGCACCCGCUUCAUGUAUGCGCUUUACUUCAUCCUGGUGACCAUCAUCUGCUGUGUCAUGAUGUCUACAACAGUAGCUAACGAAAUGAAAACUCACAUUCCCUUCUACAAGCAGAUGUGCAAGGGUAUUCAGGCGGGUGAGAUGUGUGAGAAGUUGGUGGGAUACUCUGCAGUGUACAAAGUCUGUUUUGGAAUGGCCUGUUUCUUCUUUUUAUUCUUCUUGUUCACCAUCAAAAUCAACAACAGCAAAAGCUGCCGAGCAUACAUUCAUAAUGGAUUCUGGCUUAUUAAACUUAUAGUUCUGGCAGCAAUGUGCUCAGGAGCCUUCUUCAUUCCUGAUCAGGACACUUUCCUCAAUGCCUGGCGCUAUGUAGGAGCAACAGGAGGGUUCCUUUUCAUUGCCAUUCAGCUCAUCCUGCUGGUUGAGUUCGCACACAAGUGGAAUAAAAAUUGGACUGCAGGUGCAAACCAUAAGCAGAUGUGGAAUGGUUUGCUUGCCUUGGUCACUCUCAUCCUGUACUCCAUUGCCGUGGCAGCUCUGGUCCUCAUGGCUCUUUUCUACACGCGCUCAGAGGGCUGCAUGUACAACAAGGUCCUGAUCGGAGUGAACGGUGGCCUGUGCCUCUUUGUGUCCCUCGUGGCCAUAUCUCCCUGUGUCCAGAAUCGCCAGCCCCAUUCUGGCUUGCUGCAGUCAGGAGUUAUCAGCUGCUAUGUCAUGUACCUCACUUUCUCAGCACUAUCCAGCAAACCACCAGAAACUAUCCUGGAUGAAAACAACCGGAAUAUCACAAUCUGUGUACCUGAAUUCAGCCAAGGCCUGCACAGAGAUGAAAACCUGGUUACUGGCUUGGGUACUACAAUUCUGUUUGGCUGCAUUUUGUACUCUUGUUUGACCUCAACAACACGUGCAAGCUCAGAGGCACUGAGAGGAAUAUAUGCUACAGCUGAAACUGAAGUAGCUCGUUGCUGCUUUUGCUGUGCGCCUGACGGGGACGCUGAUGCUGAAGAGCGCGUUGAAAAAAGGGGAGGCCAAACUGUGGUGUACGAUGAGAAGAAGGGCACAGUGUACAGUUAUGCCUACUUCCACUUCGUUUUCUUCCUGGCUUCUCUCUAUGUGAUGAUGACAGUAACUCAUUGGUUCCAUUAUGAAAGUGCACAGAUUGAAAAAUUCUUCACUGGAACCUGGUCUAUCUUCUGGAUUAAGAUGGUCUCCUGUUGGGUUUGCGUCUGUCUGUACUUAUGGACUCUUACUGCUCCACUCUGCUGCCCAGCCAGAGAGUUCUCAGUGUGAACAAGUCAAAAGGUCAUAUUAAGAUUUUCUCUUUUUUAAAAAACUUUUUUUUUUUUUUUUGGAAUGAGGAAAUAUGUACUACCCACUUAUCAUAAUGUACCAGUUAUUAACUUUUUAGUCAGACUAAACAAAUGAUUGAAGACUUUUUUUACCUUUUUUUUAAUUAUCAUUUGUUGCCUAAGGGAACAGAUCUGUUUUGAAACUUUACAUUGCUUAUGUGUGGUGUGUAGAAAACACAAUUGCAUAAACUGGAAUAAGUGAAAUACUCUUCAAAUAACUGACAAUCCUUCUCUGGCUUCAUUGACAAGAAAAGGAAAACUCAUGGUGCAGAUGGUAUCUUCUUACUUCCUGUGCAUGUUUGGUAUCUUCCAGCAAAGAUGCAUUCAUUUCUUUUUAUACUCUUUCAUUAACUGUUUAUUUUACAGUUUGCAGUGAUGAUUUGGACUGCUGUUUUGUACAGCAUAUAAUUCUUGUGAGUAGUAUCCAGAUAAUUUUUUUUCCAAAAACAUACCUAAAUACUUCUGUAGAAAUAAGAGAAUAUAUGAAAUUUGGCUGCCAAAGCAUCUACUAAAAAUGGUUUAUCUAAGGAUUAAAUAUAUUAAGUUAUUUUAUACCUAGAUAGAGAAAGGAAUGUAUCAGUGAUAGUAAAGUAUUUAUCAAUACUUUAAAGGCACCUGGAUAUUUUACACAAUUCAAAUUUAGCCCAGUUAAUAACUGAAGGGGAGUUCUACACACAAAUUCUCAAACUGAAUUUUGUCCAAGUUUGCUUUGCCAGGUCACUCAAAGGUUGAGUGUACUGCAUGGGGAUGUAAGAUAAGGUACAUUCUUUAUUCAUAUUGUUUACUGUUGUGAAAAUGAUAGUUAAGGGAGCACUGCUAGUGGCUGUUAAAUUUAAAAGUGGGGUGCUAGUUUUCUUUGCUGCCCUGCUGUUUAAAGACCUUGUCUUUAAAGGUCUCCCAGGUCUUCAGUUCUGUUUCCAUGACUGGUUUUAUAAUAUUUUAGAUGUAUUGAUGUUCAGAAAAGGACUAUAGUGUGUCAACAUCUUUUCUCCUUGUGUCUUGAUUGGAAAGUAUUUUUUCUAACUGCUGUAUUUUUAUACUCCUCUGUUGAUAUUAGCUUUGCUGUUGGGAUGGGACUUAGCCAACCAAUAUAUUAAUGGAGACAGAAGUUCUUUUAUAGAACUCCUAUUUCAAGCACUGGAGUAAGCAGUCUGAAAAGCAAAACCAGAAGACACAAAUAUAACAAGCAACUGCCUUAGUACAAAUGACUUGACAAUAUUAAACACUACCUUGUCACCUGUUUCUAAUUAAUUUAAGCAGAUUAUUUGGUGGUAAAACAACAGCUCAGAUGCCCUGAAUGCUGAAAAUGGUUGAGCUAGUCCUGGUGGUUUUUGUUUUACCUCUCUUGACAUGUAUAUUCACAUGCACGUACAGUGUAAAAUAUCAACCAGUUUAGCAGUUCUAUUUUUAAAUACUGUGAUUGAGCCUUAAAUCUUCACCCACUGCUUCCUGCAAAUUAAAGAAAAGCACAACAUGGAGGCCACUGGGUUGGCCAAAAGAUUUGCAUGCUUUAGUUUUUCUGUUGGAAUAAUUAAUGGCUAAUGCCCACCUGUUGAGUAAUCCUAACACAUUGGAUCUUGAUUUUGGUCUGGUUUUCGUUACCAUUUUUAGCUGCCUUGUUGUUACGGUAUCCCAGGGCUUCUGUCCUGUUUGGAGCUUUCUAGGGAUGUGAUCUUCCCCACCCUUGCACUCUUACCUGUAACAAAAUCUUCAGGUCUGCAGUCCUGUGUACUUAUGCCACCCAUCCCAGCAAUCAGAGGCUCAAAAUACAUGUCCUGAAAUCUGAGGGAAGAAGGAGUCUGUCCAGCAGUGACUGCCUUGUUCUUCUUGUUUGCACCAAGAGUUAAAAAAGCAGUUGAAGCUGGGCUUUGACACUGAGUGAGAACAGGGAGCUUUGACAUAAAGCUCUGGACAGGGAGGCAGGUUUUUCUCUUUCCGUUUGCUUCUGCUGGGAGGUUCUGAUCCUGCCAGGAGUUCUGCUAGCAUGGAGACUUGUCAGAACAUUUCUGCCUGCUUUUAGAAUCUCGCUACGCAGAUACUUCUGCAGCUGAAAAAGGUCUUUGUUAAUGCUUUUUCAAUCCAGAAGCAUUUAUCUGUCCAAUCUCUAAGAUAAGAGCUUGUGGGCUGUGCAGUGAUGACUAACAGUUGUCCCAUCUAACUCACAGCAGCAGUUCUGACAAACAGUUUUCAUCCAGUGCUGUAGUUGCGUGCUGCAACUGAAAUUGUCGAGGCGCAUACCUUGCCUGAUCCUAAGAGGUGUGUAAGAUUUGCCUUCUAGUGCCAUAUAUGUUGUACUAUGAGAAACCGAGUUGGGAUUUGUAUUUGUUUGUUUUGAUGUUUCUGUGGGGUUUGUUUGUUUUUGUUUUGUUUGUUUGUUUUCCUAAAUUAGCCAUGUUUUUUGCAACAGAACAAUCAGGGAAAGGAGUUUUACAGAGGGAGGCAUGCACCACAUCAAGUCGUAGGGCAAGGAAAGGUUCCUGUUGUCUGGCUCUGAUAGCAGGCAUCCCCAUCACAAAUGUGGACGUUCUUAAUACUGAUAUUGGUCCUGGAUGUUCUUGUUUACAGAAACAAUUAUUUUAUGUAGUUUUUGCUUCAGGGCUUUCUGCACCUCCUUGUGCUUUUUUUUACCGUUUAUGUUUAGGGAAACAGGUUUUGCAUGGAGGAAACAAAGCUGUAAAAAGAAAGUCCACAGUGAGGCAUGAGUCCAUCCUUAGACAGCACUCACCUCACCUUAGGUGUCUAGCUCUGCAGGUAUACAUAGUGUGGGAAUAGGGCAGUGCCUGUUUACACAGUUUUGUCUAGUUUGAGCAAAUGUUUUGGGGGAAAUCCCCAAAAAUAAAUAACUUUGAGGGCCUAUGUGUCCAUGGUGUUCCAGAUCCAGUUAUGGACUUCCAGGCCUUUUUAAGGCAUCAGUAACUAGUAGCACUUGGGUGUGCAAAGACUCUAGUUCCUCACCAAGACAACGCUUCCUGCUGGCCAGGUAAAUAUUGCAGCCUUAGUGUUUGCUGUAAAAUCCGUACUGUGAACUUCCAUGUGCAACUACAUAAUAAAGUCCUCAGCUCGGGUCAAGGAAUCAAAUUCCCAGCCCAUGGAUUCCAAACAGUUCAUGCUAAUGGGCUUUAAAAAAAAAAAACAACAAACAUUUUAAGAAGUGCCUUCAUACCUACUGCUGUGAUAACUAUUAAUUCAGGUGGCACUAGAACUGGAAAACCUGGACUGAGCCUGUGGCUACGUGAUGCUGCCUUGUACAGGACACCAGUGUGUGCAAGGCACAGUCAGACCCGGGGUGCACAUGGAAGACAAAACAAUCUGUGUUUGACAAACUUUUGGGGAUAAGACUGCUUCAGGUAUUACUGUGCAGUGGAAAAUUAAGUGGGAAAACUCACAAGUAGCCUGAUGCUUUUGUAAAUAAUUGAUCAGUUUCACAUUUAAGCUGUAGAGAGUUAACUUUCUCUCCCCAUACCUGAAAGUGCGGGUGACUGUCUGCUGAGGCAGUUCACGACAUGGUGUCUAUCCUGCCUUGUACCAUGAUUGUUCAUUGAAUUUGUUCCCAGAUGUAAGCAGUGCAGCGCUUCUGUCUCCUUGUGGUCUUGGGCUGUUUGAAGUGGGGAAGCUUACAAAGAGAGCAAGACCAGAGAGCACGUCCUAUACUAAAUUUCCUCUAUUUAAAUUUGAUUAACUAAUGCUAUCUGUAGUAGACUCCUGGAGGGAUAGACAGCAUUGACAGAAGUCCUGCUGGGAAGGUGAAACAAUUUUGUAGGCUUUUUUCUACUUCUUCAAAUUUUCAUAAAGAUUAUUUGGGAGUUCAAUGCUGCACUAUCAUCUGAGCCUGGAACAAUUUUACUUUGCUCGUACAGGCAACCAGGAGCUGCAGUCAUGACUGGUUCUUGUUGGGAGUAAAAUAAGUGGGACAGACUUGGAGAGCAAGUGUCUGAAUCCAAGUAACUGGACUAACAAAUGAGGCUGUGUGGAAAGCAGAUGGGUAUGCUUGUUUGCUGCUUGCCGCAUAGUUCCUCAGAGUGUGCAGGCAGCCCUUGGAGCUGGAUGCCAAGUAAGCAGCUCCACUGCAAUCGCACAUCAAAGAUAUUGCAUGUUGGUGAUGCUCUCAGCUUUCUCCUUCGAGCCUUUCCAUGAGGUACAAACAGCUUGUACAUGCCCAGCUAAUGUGAUAAAUCCUGGCUGGCUUGGGCUGCUUUCCUCUGAAAUGCAGAAUUCACUGUUGCUAAUGUAGGCAUAGUCUGGAGAAAGGGUUUGUCCCCUUGCAGAAUCAUAAACACUGCAUGUCUAUUUAUUUAUUUAUUUCAUGGUUUUAGCACCUUUUUACAAGUCUAUAAGUGCUUUGAGAUUAUAAAUUACACGUGUGCAAUUGCUUUGUCAGCUACUGCUGCAGCCAUUUCUGGGCUAGAACAUUGCUAUUAAUGAAGCAACUGUUGCACUUGUGAAAAAGCUGGGUUUUAACAGUUCUUUGACUUUGAAUGAUGACAUCAGGAAAAUUUGGGUACUUAAGAUAGUGCUGCUUGAACUUUGGCUAACAGCCCACAGUAUCAUGGGCAUCUCUGAACAGAUCAGCAACAAAGUAAUCCACUGACUGUUUUUAAACUGUGCUGUAAAUCUUUUAUAAACUGCUAGGCUUUUCUCCUAAGUUGAUGAAGCAAAAUACCACAAGACUGUACCUUUGCGGAGAGAUGAGUUGAGAUUAUCCACAGCUAAAAUUUUGCUCUCGUUUUCCUUCUGGGCUUUCUAAGCAGUGUCUUUUGCUCAGAGGCUGUAUGUCCUCAUUUUACUUGCCUUUUUCUCCUUGGAUUUGUUUUUAAAGGCAGUGUAAGCCUCCUUCAUUCCCAGACAACCUGCUGCCUGUCAAAUGGGAUGUUUUUGGUGCUAGAAACUCUGAAAAAGACCUCUUUGCCAGUCUUAAAGAUCCUUUCCUUUUCAUAGCAGAAAGGGAAGAAGCAGAGUCAAGGAUCACGUUUAUUAUGUGGAUCAGUUUCCUUCUGUGAUAACUGCUUCUUUGUUUUUUGAAGUGGCCUACGAAUUCUUGUGGGAGGAAAACACAUAAUGGACACCAUGACAUUUUACUUGUGUUUUUCAGUUUUGUAAACAGUAGUUAGAGUUCAGUGUUUCACAAGACUUUACAAGUGAAUGCCAGUGGUCAAGUGCUUAGAAAGCUUUAGCUUUUUUUACUUGGAACAGGAUACAUAGCUUGGGAGCUGGUAUGUCUCUUCAUUUUCUCCAUCUUCAUGGCAGAGUGCCCAGGUGCUCCAGGACGGGGAUGUAGACACACUGUACUGAGUUUGAAGCAGCAACUUUGAGAGACUGGCAUGAUGACUGCUUUUGAAUGUCCAAGGAAAUUCUGUAGAUUUCAAGUAGACCUUAAAUCCCCUUUCUUCAGGGUUUUUUUAUCGAAUCCAGAUUUGAUUCUUUCCACACCUCUUUGAUAAUGUUGUUUUUAAAAACUUAGACGAUGUAAGCCAUGUUGGCUUCCCCGCUCCCUGCCAGUCUCUGAUAGUUCCCAGUGCGUAGUGUACAGACAUUUUCACAGACUUGUUCAGAUCCACACUCAUCAGCCUUGAAACCACUCCAACAGCCUAAAGCUUCCAGGGCUUUUGCUCACCAGAGCAGCAGGGUGCAGCACUGCAGCCACGCUUUUGCCAAAGAAGCCUCAGCGUGAAGCCAAGAAGAAAGCACGAAGCCAAGAAUUUUGGAAAACUAUGGGGAAAUAAUGGAUCAUUUGACAUACCACAGCUUUAGUUCUCCUCUUACCGAUACAAGUCCAGGUGCUUAGGCAUCCUUUGGACACCAUGCAGACUUUAAAAAGUGCAUAGAAUUAACUUCCAGAUGAAAUCCUUCUACUUUUGUAAUAUACAAGCUGAAGAAAGAUUUACUAGGAACAUAUGGGUUCAGUGUCUGUUUUUUGUUCACCACUGAUGCAUGGUGUUUGGUCUCAUAUAUGCCAUGUUCAAAAACUGGAUGCAAGAUAGUCAAAAUAUAAACACAUUUUCUUAAUGGUGAGGGGAUUUUAAUUAGUCUUUUUCAAUGUUCUUAAUAUCUCAAGGGAACUUUUUGGUGUGUAUGUGUGGUUUUAUUUUAUUAAGCUGUAGCCCAGUGAAGUGGAAGUUUGCUAGUUUAUUUAACUUUUUUGCAAGUGUUGUGGUCUUUAGUAACUGUAACAGUUCGACUUUUAAGGAUUGGUAAAGAUUCCAGAAUUGUAAGAUCUCACUUGUAAAAUAGUCAACAGCUUUGCCUUUUUAGCAUGUUAAUAGUUUUUAUGGACACUUCCUUUUGUAUACUGAGUGAAUGUAUUGUUAUAGAUUUAAUGUUAAUGGACCAAUAAAAUUUUUCUUACAUUUGAAA